CUCCCCGGCCCCCGCAGCCGGGGCGUCCCGGGGAACGCGGGGCUGCCCCCCACUUCCCCCCGCUGGGCCCGGCCCUGCCCCCCGGGUCGCCCCCGUAGCCGCGGGAGCUCGACGGAUCCGCGGGACCCCCCGGCCGGGAUGGAGGGGCGCGGGGAGGGAGGCGAGGAGGAGGAGGAGGAGGAAGAGGAGGAGGAGGAGGAGGAGGGCGGGGGGGUGCGCAUCACCCCCCAGCUGCUGAAGGCCAGCACCGGGGAGUUCGCGCUGGAGUCCAUCCUGCUGCUGAAGCUGCGGGGCCGCGGCAUCGCCCACCUGGGCUGCCUGGGCGACUGCGCCAACCUGGAGUGGCUGGACCUCUCCGGCAACGCCAUCGCCCAGCUGGGGCCGCUGGCCGCCCUCAAGGCCCUCACCGUCCUCAACCUCUCCCGCAACCGCAUCGCCAGCUUGGAGCCGCUCGGCUCCUGCCACAACCUCCAGAGCCUCAACCUGGCCGGUAACCGGGUGAGCAGCCUGCAGCAGCUGCGGUGCCUGACGGGGCUGCGGCGCCUGGAGAGCCUGCGCCUGCGCGACCCCCUCGCCCGCCUCGCCAACCCGCUCUGUGCCGCCCCGGCUUACCGCGCUGCCUUGGCGGACAUGUUCCCCGGCCUCAAAGCCAUCGACGGCGAGCGGGUGUCCGGUCGGGGCAGCGAGCUCUACCGGCUCUGCCGGGAUCUCGACAGCUCGCUGGGGCGCGGCGGCAGUGGCAGCGCCGGUGCCGGUACCGAACCGCCCCGCACGGCUCAGCCCUGGGUGGACGCGGGGUUUUGGGAGCCGCGGCCGCCCCGGCGCAGCUCCAUCAUGGAGGAAGCCUACAAGCAGUUCGGGGAGGUGCUGCAGGAGUGCCGGGAGCUGAGCCGUCGUGCCGACGACACCAUCGCCCAGGCGGAACGGGCGCUGAGCAGCCGCCCAGACCCAAACUCCUUCGUCUUCUGAGCCGCGAGCCCCCCCGGUCCCAUGAGAGGAGACCCCACUACGCUGCUGCCAUCCUGGCCCGGCCUCGCUGGAGGAGCUGCAGGGAACCUGGCCUCGCCUGCGUGCUGGGGGGCUGCCCCAGCCUCACGCUGUGCCGGAGCAGCACCCCACACGGCUGGGGGUGCCCGGGCUGGCCCCCACCGUGCUCCAUCACCUCGGGGGCUCCUGGACGGGAAACGGGGGUUCCCUGUCCCCUGCAGAGCUGCGGCAGGAGCAGGGAUGUCCCCAGGGACUUUAGAGCCAUCCCAGAGCUCUCUGGCCCGGAGCAGAGACUGUGGGGUUGGGAAGCUGCACGUGGGGACCGGGGGACAUGGUGGGGACCAGGGGACAUGGCGGGGCUGUGCAGUAAAGGCGUGCUAUCCUUGGA
Messenger RNA from Grus americana (Whooping crane), 1375 nucleotides. It is a transcript of the gene LRRC61, whose product is annotated as leucine rich repeat containing 61. Bases 139 to 969 code for a protein of 276 amino acids. Gene Ontology annotation, biological process: outer dynein arm assembly. Gene Ontology annotation, molecular function: protein binding. NCBI's taxonomy places the organism in Eukaryota, Metazoa, Chordata, Aves, Gruiformes, Gruidae. The record is from RefSeq and is a predicted model, not a curated record. Gene Ontology annotation, cellular component: cytoplasm. The transcript has a single exon.